UAUUGAGGUCAUCGUUCUCUUUCACUUUGUACUCCCACCAGCUCUGUCAUAAGAAAUAAGAAAGUACGAGCCGUUACUGUAGCCAGUUUAGUCGCUUGUCUCAUCAUCGAACCACAAUUUCUUACAAUCGUAUAUACCGCAACGUAUGCUAACAAGUUUACCCGCGUUGAAAUUAAUAUUGAAAAUUUGAUAUUGAUAUAAUUUGAAAAAGAAGAACAUUGAACACUUUUCGAUGUUUACCGAAAGCAAUGCAGUGGUUUGUACUACUCUGCUGUGUGUCUAUCGCGAAUUCGCUUAGACUCGCUGCAUAUAUAUCUUCCGGUGGUCUCCAUGGAGAAAUUCGAUUCGAAAGAGGUACAGAAUCUUCAGUACGGAUACGAUAUUCCUUAAAACCAACCUUACAAUAUCCGGAUCAGCAAUGGCUGUGGUCAGUCACGCAGUUCCCGGUUGAUUAUACAAUUAUCGAUGGUAGAUGCGACGAACAACACAUCGGAAAAAGUAUUAUUGAUCUGACGGAAAAAGUUGGACCUCUCGAAUUGCCCACAAAUCAAACCGGUUCGAUAGAAGUCGCGGACUUAUCUUUAACUGGACAAAUGGGUUUGUGGGGGAAGAGUUUAGUACUGAAAGAUAAUUAUUCGCCAAGAACGAUAUGCGCUUCUAUUACGGUUCUUGAAAGAAAUAUCGAGAAAUUUGCUACAGCGCGUUUUUACGGUCCUGUUGCUGGAACAGUUUUGUUUCGAUGGUUAGGCGGUCAAGUGGGUAAUGAUACUGAUACAAUUAUCCAUACAAAUUUAUAUCACGUUCAUAAACAGAAAUUGCAAUCGCUAAAGUACACCGAGCAUCAUUGGAAAAUCUAUGUUACUGAUAUCUUGGAAACUGGCAAAGAUAAAAAUAAUUGUAAUAUACUUCAAAAUGUAUUUGAUCCUAAUAAUUCUGGGGAUGAAAAAUCUAUCGGAGACAUUGACGUACGUUUAGGUAAAGUAAAAGUUGCCAUCGACACAAAAGAAAAAUAUAAAACUUUCUAUAGAGAUCCAGAAUUAUCUUUAUUACCAACGGAUUUACUUGGUCCACAUCGUCACUUGUACCUAGUCAUCUUCCAUCCUGUACACGAGGAUUCCUUUUUGGCUUGUGCAAAAAUAAAUCAUCGUAAAUCAAUACAUACCAAGAUUAUAAUUAAUUCAAAUGGCAUCAAAGGUCAGAUUACGGCGAUUCAAGAAACACCGUUCAAUCCAACAUGGAUCAAUAUUUCAUUAACAACUAUAAAUGAUCUGGAAACUAGAUUACGGUACGCCACUAAAGUGGCAUCUUAUAGAAUCCACGAGUUACCACCAGAAUCGGCGAAAAGUGUUGGAAUUAGUAUUAAUCCAUGUUUAACUACUAAAAAGUUAUUCAAUCCUCUAAAUAUCGAUGAAAAGACUACCCCACCAGCAGGUUUUGGUACUCAGGAUCAGUAUGCUAUUGGCGAUUUAUCUGGAAAGCUUCAAGAUCGAAAGGAAGGAUCAUAUCAUAAUAAUAUUCUACCUGGGAGUGCCAGACUCAAUGGAAUUUAUUGGGAUACAUAUUUACCGCUUUCUGGAAUCCAUAGUAUUGUUCACAGAUCUUUAGUUCUUUACAAAUACAAUGAAACUGAUAACACAGGCAUGAUUCCAUGGGUGUGCGGCACGUUCGCACUUUAUACACCACAUACCGAUUGGCAAAUGCCAAUGUAUACAGCGGAAGUGGUAUUCAGAUAUCCCAUUGUUGGGCGAAUACUUUUUCGACAGCCUAGAGAUGAUCCCGAUAUGGACACUACUAUAAUAAUAGAACAUCUCGUUCAUGCAGAUGGCAAUUUAGUAAAUAAUACUGCAGAUCACAGAUGGAUGAUACAUGACAAUCCACCGGGAAAAGAUUUUUAUAAUUGGACAGGUCGAUGUCUAAGUGCUGGACUACCCUACAAUCCAUACAAACUGGAUUGGAAACCAGAGAGCUCUUGUUUCAUUGCAGAACCUUCGUUAUGUCGCUUGGGUGACUUAACAAGACACGGAAUGCUUGAAAUUGCCGGUAGAAAAGUCAACGCUUCAGAGUUGACACGAAAACUUUUUACAGACACAAUAUUAUCUUUAUCAGGACCUUAUGCAUUAUUUGGCAAAAGUUUAGUUAUCUAUGAUGAUCAUGGUCCAGUUGCGAGGGGAGAUCGAUUGGCCUGUUCCAUUAUUGGCGGUGUCUAUCGACGUAAAGCGGUUGUCAAAGAUUGGUUCGGUAAUGGCGAACAAGUGUCCUUAAGAGGAAAAUUAGAAUUAUUACAACAGACAGAAUAUGAUGUUACUAACGUGGAAGUAUCUCUCGAAGGUCUUAAUGGAAAAAUGAGUGGAUAUCACAUACAUAUGACGCCUGUAGAAUAUGGUUUAGAAUUUCCGUGUGAAGGAACAUCGCUCUAUGGACAUUGGAAUCCAUUAGGUAUUAAUAUAAGUAAUAUACCAACAGCAGAAGAAGGUACAUUGGAUCAAUACGAAAUGGGUGAUUUGAGCGGAAAAUUUGGCACUUUGGAUAACAAAAAGAGAUAUACAACAAUAUAUAAUGACACAAUGCUAUCGUUGUUUGGUCCAAGAAGCAUAUUAGGACAUAGUGUAGUGAUUCAUAAGAAAGAAAAAAAUUUAAGAUGGGCAUGUUCCACUAUAGAGAGAGGAUAUUCUCCAGCCGAUGCCAGUGAGUUACGUGCCAUAGCGUCAUUCCAUCAUCCACAAGGUUUCAUGUACGGUUAUAUAAAAAUGACGCAACUUGUUUAUAAAGAUGGUAGCCAAAGUGAGACGAUAAUUGAAGUAAACUUACGACAUCCUGGAAAACAUGAUCGCAAUAUUACUAAAAAUCACAAUUGGGCAAUAUAUGUAAAUCCUGUGGGUGUGGAUGCUGCGGUGAAAGUGAAGGAUACUCGAUGCGUAGCGGGUGGAUACACGUGGAAUCCUUAUUUUACACAAUUAGCCGAUCCACUAAAUGAUGAUCUUUACAGAGAAGAAUGUGGUCCAGAUUUGCCACUUAGAUGUUAUGUUGGCGAUAUAUCGUCUCGUUUAGGACCAAUUAAUGUUGGAGAAAAGCGACAAAUAUUUACAGAUUCGAAUUUUCCUUUGGGCGGAUCGGUAUCUGCGAUGGGCAAAUCUAUUGUUAUUUUUGAUAAGGAUUUUGGCGGUAACAGAUACGCCUGCGCAAAUAUUGAACCUGAUAAUGAUAUCGUAAAAUACGCAAAUAUUAGGAAACCACCUCGAUUUGUAGUAGCUCAAUUCUUAGAGGAUGUAAGAAAAGUAAUGGGUGUUCCUGAGUGGAUGCUAUCUAUCGAUAACAGAAAAACAAAAAUAUUACAUAAUGGUGCAUGCAUUCAAUUUCUUCUGCAUUUCAAAGGUCCGAUUGCUAAUAAGUUAGAGCAAGAUUUUAGUAGGCUUAUAUCCAUUGGUAAACUCGAAGCUCCUAGUUUAUACAUUCCUGGAUACGUACCAACAAAAAGAAAGAGUACACUAGGACAUCGACAGUGUGGCGUACGCGAUCCGGAUGACAAAAAUUUCAACAGCUAUCGUCUAUCUCGUGCGUCUAUCUCGUUGUUAUCUAAUAUCUUUGUAAUAUUUCUUGUAAUUGUAAGUAGGAUAAUAUAAUCUAAUAUAAUCUAAUAUAAAUCUAAUAAUAAUUUUGU
Messenger RNA from Pogonomyrmex barbatus (red harvester ant), 3658 nucleotides. RefSeq names its product superoxide dismutase family protein Rsod (gene Rsod). NCBI's taxonomy places the organism in Eukaryota, Metazoa, Arthropoda, Insecta, Hymenoptera, Formicidae. Gene Ontology annotation, biological process: superoxide metabolic process. Gene Ontology annotation, molecular function: metal ion binding. The record is from RefSeq and is a predicted model, not a curated record.